Messenger RNA from Plasmodium knowlesi strain H, 1434 nucleotides. RefSeq names its product 26S proteasome regulatory subunit RPN10, putative. Bases 1 to 1434 code for a protein of 477 amino acids. Gene Ontology annotation, biological process: proteasome-mediated ubiquitin-dependent protein catabolic process. The record is from RefSeq and is a predicted model, not a curated record. Gene Ontology annotation, molecular function: polyubiquitin modification-dependent protein binding. NCBI's taxonomy places the organism in Eukaryota, Apicomplexa, Aconoidasida, Haemosporida, Plasmodiidae. Gene Ontology annotation, cellular component: nucleus; cytosol; proteasome regulatory particle, base subcomplex. The transcript has 2 exons.
AUGAGUUCCAUCGAGGCGACCAUCAUCUGCAUUGACAACAGUGACUACAACAGGAAUGAGGACAUCGUGCCGAAUAGGUUUCUCUCGCAGAUCGACUGCGUGAACGUGCUCUGUUGUAACAAGACGAGCAUGCACUACAAAAACAACAUCGGAAUAAUAAUGAUGGCAGGAGACAAGACAAAAGUGAAGGUGUCCCUGACAAAUGACAUAGGGCAACUACUCUCCUGUAUCCACGACAUUAAGUUGGACGGCACAUGUGACAUCGUGAGAAGUCUACUGAUCGCCCAGCUUGCCCUGAAGCAUCGCGUGGACAAAAAUCUGGCGCAAAAAAUUAUGCUCUUUGUAGGGAGCCCCUUCAAAGUUAAUGAAAAACAACUAAUCAGUACAGGUAAACAGUUAAAGAAAAACAACAUCUGUCUAGAUAUAAUUAGUUAUGGAGACAUACACACAAAUAGAGAUAUCCUGAUGAUGUUAUACAACAGCGUAAAUAGCAAUGACAACUGUAAAUUCAUUGAGUGUCCUGAAACGGAGAACAACCUUAGCAGAUUUGUUCUGAAUUCUUUACUUAACAAUAACGAUUAUAAUAUUGAAAAUAUCCAGGAGGAUGAUCAAUUAAUGAGUGCUAUGCAAAUGUCUCUGGGGGAAAAUCAACAAUUAAAUGAUCAGAAAAAUGUUUCUACCUCCGGUGGUAUUAUCUACACUUCUAAUAACAGUGACUUACCCACUAUUGAAGAAAUUGAAAAUAUGAAAGACAUUGAUAAUGAGUUGAAGGAGGCCUUAAUUUUAUCGCUCAAGGAAUAUUAUGAGAAGAACAAGACGGAAAAUGCCAAUCAGGAGGAUGGUGAAGGGGAUGGCAAAAAGGAAGUCAAAGAGGGAGAUGAUGUAUCAGACCAUGUAUCAGACGAUGUGUUAGACGAAGCGGCAGACGAAGCGAAUAAUCAGGCUGUUCCAUCAAAUGAAGACAACCCCAUCGGAACAGACAAACCAAGUGAUGACACCCCCUUUGAUGAAAAAGAAGAAGAAAAUUUUUCCCUCGUAAAUGAGAGCUAUAAAAACAACUUUGACAGUGGAGACCAUCAGACACAGGUCGAAGAUGCCAAGGAGAAAAAAGAAAACGAGAGCUACGAGAAGGUGUUCAAAAUAGAUAAAGAGGAAGGUAACUUGCAGGAUAACACUCAAGGGGGUGGCAUAAAUGAAAAGUUGUAUAAUUCGGAGAAGAGCGUUUCAAAAGAGAAUGAUGGGGUGGGUGUGUCCAGUGAGAAUCAGGAUGGUGGUGAUGCUCCUUCGACCACGCAUAUUCAGGACACCAGCUAUAUUUCCAGCAUCCUCGGGAAGAUUAACGCAACUGUGAAUGUGUUCAGCGGUGAAAAAUCGGACGAAAAGGAGAAGGAGUCGGCGGACAAGGGGGACGCCUCCUCCGGGGAGGAUCAGUAG